AUGCUUCUUGUCUGCCAGCUGGCUUUGUGUCUGUGUGUUGUGUGGCCUGCGGAGAUCAUCUGCUCCACACCUCUACACGUCCGAUCUGCAAACUCCCAGGCGUGGAACUCUCUUAGUGCGGCUCUUCACAAUUGCAGGCUGAAUAUUUCCAUUCUUCUGUCUGUCUUCCCCUCGUACUCUGCACCUCGUGCCGAGAACAUCUGGCUGGCGUCAGAGUGGAGCCUGGCUGUGCAGAUUGGAGCAGUCGGUAAAGCAGGAUCUCUGGCAGCCGGCCCUGCAUGCGAGCAAGAGUGUUUUACAGGUGGCGCGGCCUACCUGUCCCCCUGCGAAAUGUCCACUUCUGACACUUUGUACUUUGAUAAGGGCCGGACCAAUUGCUCACAGGAACCAGGGGAGAUGGAGGGGCGGAAAUGUCAGCCUGACUGCAAGUACCGGGAGAAGGAGGCUCUGCGAAGUGCAGGAGAAAGGACGUGGGUGCUGCCUGGCGUAGACUAUCGCCCGCCGACUCCGCCAAGCAAAUGUGGCUUUCACCGUUACCAGUUCAUGUUGGUGGAGCAGCCGACAGACGCCUGCGCGACGCUGACUGAGGAGGAGAAUUCUUUCAGCGGUAAACAGUCUGUACCCAAACCCUUUGGCCCAACAAUCAUGUCCCAUUGA
Knipowitschia caucasica is the source of this 657-nucleotide messenger RNA. NCBI's taxonomy places the organism in Eukaryota, Metazoa, Chordata, Actinopteri, Gobiiformes, Gobiidae. The record is from the annotation of a GenBank genome assembly.